Hydra vulgaris (swiftwater hydra) is the source of this 1828-nucleotide messenger RNA. RefSeq names its product T-complex protein 1 subunit beta. Gene Ontology annotation, cellular component: chaperonin-containing T-complex; cytosol. Gene Ontology annotation, molecular function: ATP-dependent protein folding chaperone; ATP binding; ATP hydrolysis activity. The record is from RefSeq and is a predicted model, not a curated record. Lineage: Eukaryota; Metazoa; Cnidaria; Hydrozoa; Anthoathecata; Hydridae. Gene Ontology annotation, biological process: protein folding.
UGAUAAAAAUGAUUGAAGGCCGAAACUAGUGCAGCCUCAAUUCGAUGGUAACGCAUGGAUCAUUCUGGAAUAGAAUUUUAAAAAACGGCAUCCAACUCUGAAUAAACAUUUUGUGCCAAAAAAACAUCUAUAUCUUUAGAAAUGUCGUCUUUUAACCCCAUAAAUGUAUUACAUACAGGUGGUGAGGAAGAAAGAGCUGAAACAGCUCGUCUUUCCUCGUUUGUAGGUGCUAUCACAAUAGGAGAUUUAGUUAAAACAACUUUGGGCCCCAAGGGAAUGGAUAAAAUUUUAGUUUCAAUGGGCCGUGAUGGUAGAGGAAAUGGUGAAAUACAAGUCACAAAUGAUGGAGCUACCAUAUUACGUUCAGUUGGUGUUGAUAAUCCUGCUGCUAAAGUUUUAGUCGACAUAUCGAAAGUUCAAGAUGAUGAGGUUGGUGAUGGCACAACAAGUGUAGCUGUACUUGCCAGUGAACUUCUUCGUGAAGCUGAAAAACUAAUAGCACAGAAGAUACAUCCUCAAACUAUUACCCAGGGUUGGAGAAAAGCUUGUAAGGCUGCAUCUAAAGCUCUUGAAGAAUCUGCUAAAGAUAAUGGUAAGAAUCCAGAGAAAUUUAGAGAAGACUUAAUGAACAUUGCUAGAACAACUUUGAGUUCAAAAAUUCUGUUUCAACACAAAGAACAUUUUUCAACCUUAGCUGUAAAUGCAGUACUGCGGUUAAAAGGAAGUGGUAAUUUAGAUGCAAUUCAAAUUAUUAAAAAGCUUGGAGGUUCUCUUAAUGAUUCUUAUUUAGCUGAAGGAUUUCUUUUGGAGAAAAAAAUUGGGAAUAAUCAACCUAAAGUUAUAGAAAAUGCAAAAAUUCUAAUUGCUAAUACUGCUAUGGAUGCAGAUAAAAUAAAAGUGUUUGGUUCACGUGUACGAGUAGACUCUGUUGCAAAAGUUGCCGAGUUAGAGCUUGCCGAAAAAGAAAAAAUGAAGGAUAAAGUAAAUCUGAUUUUAAAACAUGGUAUUAAUUGUUUUGUUAAUCGUCAAUUAAUUUAUAAUUAUCCAGAACAGCUCUUUGCUGACGCUGGAGUCAUGGCGAUUGAACAUGCUGACUUUGAAGGUGUAGAAAGAUUAGCUCUUGUGACUGGCGGUGAAAUUGUUUCAACUUUUCAUAACCCUGAACUUGUCAAACUUGGUCGUUGUAAGCGUAUUGAAGAAAUAAUGAUAGGUGAAGAUAAAUUAUUAUACUUCUCUGGUGUCGAAUUGGGUGAGGCAUGUAGUGUUGUUUUACGUGGUGCUACUCAACAAAUUUUAGAUGAGGCAGAACGUUCACUUCACGACGCUUUAUGUGUGCUUCAGCAGACUGUUAAAGAAACUCGAAUUGUUUAUGGAGGUGGAUGCUCUGAGAUGCUUAUGGCUAAUGCAGUUAACAAACUGGCUUCUGAGACACCUGGAAAAGAAGCUAUGGCCAUUGAAGCAUUUGCUCAUGCUUUGAGGCAAUUACCUACUAUUAUUGCCGAUAAUGCAGGUUACGACAGUUCUGAAUUGGUAUCCCAGUUACGUGCUGCACAUACUUCUGGAAAUCAUACUGCUGGACUUGACAUGGUUAAUGGGCAGAUAGGAGAUAUGGUUGAGCUGGGUAUAACGGAAUCUUAUAAAGUUAAAUCUCGUGUUUUAACAUCUGCUGCUGAGGCUGCUGAAAUGAUUGUUCGUGUUGAUGACAUCAUUAAAGCUCCCCCUCGACAGAGGGUGCCUGAGACUGAUUGUCAUUAGAAUGCUACACUCUAAUAUCUUCUCAUUUAUUUAUAACGGAAUGUUACUGUAGAAUACAAAUCUAUUAUGAUCA